Molecule: messenger RNA, 498 nt
Organism: Papilio polytes (common Mormon)
Lineage: Eukaryota; Metazoa; Arthropoda; Insecta; Lepidoptera; Papilionidae
Gene: ATPsynE
Product: ATP synthase subunit e, mitochondrial
Exons: 3
Coding region: 105-356 (83 amino acids)
Biological process (GO): proton motive force-driven ATP synthesis
Molecular function (GO): proton transmembrane transporter activity
Source: RefSeq, a predicted model, not a curated record
CAGUUGGCAACACUACUGUAUUAUAACCUCUGCGGAGAUCGUCUGGAGAUUUUAAUUGCAAAAUCUCUUUUCUUACACUAAAUUUCUUUAGGAAAUAGUGCAAAAUGUCUGACCUUCCUUAUGGACCACCAGUCAGGGUAUCGCCUUUGAUUCGGUUCGGGCGUUGGUCGUUCUUAACUGCCGGUAUCUUGUACGGUGCCUUCCAUCAGAACAGGCUAUCAAAGAAGGAGGCCAAGAUCCGUGAGGUAGAAGCCAAAGAGAAGGUGAUCAGAGACGCGAAACUCAAAGAGGAAAAGGCUAUUGCUGCUGCAGCUGAACUCAAAGCUUUAGAAGAAAUGGUCUCAAGCAAGAAGUAGUAUAAACAAGCAGUUAACCAAUAGUGGAUGCCAUCUUGUUUAGUGUUGCCGUUAAAAAAUGAAUACAUUUCCACGGCAACAUGAUUCCAUCAAGUUUUUAAUUAUGUUUUAUUUAAAGAAAUAUAGAUCAUAAUCAAAUUAA